CCCUCCUCCUCGCCACCGCAUCCCCACCAAAGCAUUCCGCAAAAUUCAACAAGCAAUCCAACCCGUGGAGAUCAAUCACAAUCACCGAGCGAGAAUGGAGGGCAGGAUGUUCGGACUGGAGACCCCGCUGAUGACGGCGCUGCAGCACCUGCUGGACGUACCGGACGGCGAGGCCGGCGGACCCGGCAAUGCCGCCGGCGAGAAGCAGGGCCCGACGCGCGCCUACGUCCGCGACGCGCGCGCCAUGGCGGCCACCCCGGCCGACGUGAAGGAGCUGCCGGGCGCGUACGCGUUCGUGGUGGACAUGCCGGGGCUGGGGUCCGGCGACAUCAAGGUGCAGGUGGAGGACGAGCGCGUGUUGGUGAUCAGCGGCGAGCGGCGGAGGGAGGAGAAGGAGGACGCCAAGUACCUGCGGAUGGAGCGCCGCAUGGGCAAGAUGAUGCGCAAGUUCGUGCUCCCCGAGAACGCCGACAUGGAGAAGAUCUCCGCCGUGUGCCGCGACGGCGUGCUCACCGUCUCCUUGGAGAAGCUGCCGCCGCCCGAAACCAAGAAGCCCAAGACCAUCCAGGUCCAGGUCGCCUGAGAUGUAUCGUGUGCGCGUCGAAUCGAAGCAGAGAGUAGCGAGUUUCCUGUGAUGAGCGAUGGUCUGUCUGUCUUUUGGUUUCGUUAAUGGAAAUGGGGAUGUUCUCGGCUUCGCCUGAAUAAAACAAGCUAAUCUCUUGGUCACA
This is a messenger RNA of Triticum aestivum (bread wheat), 728 nucleotides long. RefSeq names its product 17.5 kDa class II heat shock protein. The record is from RefSeq and is a predicted model, not a curated record. The transcript has a single exon. The coding region runs from base 95 to 583 and encodes 162 amino acids. NCBI's taxonomy places the organism in Eukaryota, Viridiplantae, Streptophyta, Magnoliopsida, Poales, Poaceae.